AUGCUCUACGAGCUCCCAUCAGAGAUCAUAUAUCAAAUCGCGACAUUUCUGCCAACUGCCAAUGCAUUAGCCCAUUUGUCCCAGACGUGUCACCGGCUACACGGCAUUAUCACAGCUGAAAAUUCUCGGAUCUUCCGAGCGUUUGUGCGAAGCAGGUUUCCGUCUGUCGAAACACCGCCAUUCUGGAAAGAUGCAGCACAAGCCUUGACCUCCAGGUCCCGGGCCUUGGACAGAAAAGCUAUCAUCGGACGAUUCGUUGUGCCACCUGAAACUGCCAUCAAAAUCGGUUCUCACGAGGUGACUCGCCGAGACAACCCGACUCUCGGGUACAGACCUUCUAUUGACUCUUACGAGAUCUGGAAUGGCCAGCGUUGGGCUGAUAGGAAGGAAGUUCUUGCCUGGGGUGCUGCCAACCAGCUUGUGAUAAGGACCAAGCAAACCGGUGCUCGCUCGCAAGAAGACUGGCUUGUCUUUAAUGAUAUUGAUCAUAUUAGCAGCUAUGAUGACAUUUGUUCUCUGCAUCUUUUGUCGUCGGGGAAUCAAUACAGCAACGAUCCCAACGUGGAGCAUCUGAUCUUUGGUCGGGUUCGAGGUGAUAUUGCUCACCUUGCCAUCUCCCCCAAUGAAGCAACAUUUGAGUACAAGAAAAAGUUCAUGGCAUAUGGACUUAAACUCGAUAAAACAGAUUUAAGCAGUGACAUAGACUCUACUUUGGCUGCUCAUUUUGAGAAUGGAUCCGUCGCUUUCUACCAUGUCCAAACCGACAAAGAAGAAAUUGAGCCAUUCACAUGGCUUCUACCGGAAGGCUCGUCACGAACCAACUACUCCAAACUGCUAUCCUCAUCAUUAGUAGCAGUAGGGACUGGAAGUGUGGAAAACUCCUUGUCUGUCUCGAAAAUUACACCAAACGGUGUCUCUGCAUAUCGAAAAAUCGGAAUCGGCUCUUUAGACACCGACUCUGCAAGCCUCAAAUCGCAAGUCCAUAUCGGCGCCAUUGAACCUCUCAAUAAACACACCCUGGCAGGCUCCCCGGGCGAAGUCUUUCUAACCGCCUGGGACGACUACACCGUCAGACUUCACGACCUGCGCUCCCCAAGGCCCUACGAAGUCUCCUAUAAAGACGCCACGGACCUGAACCCCAUCUACAGCCUCCACGCCUUCGGCAAUGAGCGCUUCCUAGCCGGAGCCGGCGGGGAAGCCGUGGUCAAGAUCUUCGACCUGCGCAUGUGCAACAGGUACAGUUACCUCGACGCACAAGUACCCGCCUCACAAUCGCAGAGCACGCAAACGCCAGCAAAUACCAAAGCCGACACCAGACCCAAGGCAAAAACAAAUGCUCGUCCUAAGAAGGGAUUCUCGAUAUUCCUCUCCUACCCACCACCCCCUACAUUCCCCCAACAAACCCCAGCCCCAGCCCGCAAUCGCCAAAGGGGUCCCUACCGAGGCCCCAUCUACACGAUGUCCUCACCCUCGCCCUCCUCCCCAACAGUCUACACUGGCAUCGUGGACGGGGUCGUCCAGCUCGACUUUGCGUCUACGGAUGACCUAACCGGCCCGCAGAAAGAGUGGUACAAAUAUAAUCUGGACCUAGGCGUGAAUACGGGUUCGGGGGUCUUACCGCGCUGGAACUCCGAGGCGUUCAACUUGGCUGGAUAUGAGCGCCCAGAUGAGGAUGACUUCGCUACCACUUCUAAGCUGAGGAAUCAGCGCGCGUUUGCGGAUAUUGAGCCUGGGGAAGCGGCUCGUGAGACGCAUACGGGUUGGGAUUGUAGGUGGGAGAGUUUGGAGGAGCCUGGAGCUUGGAGGAGGCGGGAUAGGUAG
Molecule: messenger RNA, 1821 nt
Organism: Penicillium egyptiacum
Lineage: Eukaryota; Fungi; Ascomycota; Eurotiomycetes; Eurotiales; Aspergillaceae
Source: the annotation of a GenBank genome assembly